AUGAAUCACACAGAAUGUGGACCAUAUCAAGUCAUUUUGCUGUCCAUGGUGGACAGCCUGACGUUCGUCAUCGGUCAGCCGGUGGUCCUGAAGCUGAUGUGGAGCAGCCUCACGUCCCCGAAGACCCCCGACAUCCUCAACACUAACUUAGCCGUCUUCCACAACAUCCAGUACUUGAUCUCGCUCAUGCAUUUGUUCACCCUCUUCCUGAUGCCGCAGAAACAUGGCUGGGUCUUCAGCUUCCUGUUUGUCUACGUGCAAAUCGGAGGCCCGAUGAGUUUGUCUUUCAUCUGCAUGCAGAGAUACGUGGCCGUGGUUCACCCCCUGUCUUACCCUCUGCUGAGGAAGUACAGGUACAGCGAGGUUUGUGCCGCUGCAGUGUGGUUCGUCACGCUGCCCAUCACCUUUAUUUACGUGUUCACCCAAGAAAAUGUCAACCCUUCCCAGGAGAACUUUUAUUAUGCUAUCCCAUCCACCGUGAUGGUCCUGAUGAUCAUGCUGAUUCUGAAGAGCAGCAUCACUGUCGUGAAGACGCUGAGGAAGCACAGCCCAGGAGACAAGACCUAUUCUUCCAAGAAGAAAGCCUUCUCCGCCAUGCAGGCCAUGUUAAGCAUCGGCAUGUUCUUCUACCUGCCGGUGCUCCUCAUGCAGAAGAUCACAGCCAUAAACGAAUAUAUGUACAUCUGUAUAACUACACCUGCAGGUGUGAUGUUGUUGUCCCUGGCGAGUGUUGUGCAUCCAAUCUUUGUCCUCUCCACCCAGGGAAAGUUGUUCCAGAAAAAACGCCAGGUGAAAUGA
Messenger RNA from Solea senegalensis (Senegalese sole), 798 nucleotides. Its product is annotated as 2-oxoglutarate receptor 1-like. The record is from RefSeq and is a predicted model, not a curated record. The transcript has a single exon. Lineage: Eukaryota; Metazoa; Chordata; Actinopteri; Pleuronectiformes; Soleidae. Gene Ontology annotation, molecular function: G protein-coupled receptor activity. Bases 1 to 798 code for a protein of 265 amino acids. Gene Ontology annotation, biological process: positive regulation of Rho protein signal transduction; phospholipase C-activating G protein-coupled receptor signaling pathway. Gene Ontology annotation, cellular component: membrane.